This is a messenger RNA of Acanthochromis polyacanthus (spiny chromis), 6363 nucleotides long. RefSeq names its product 3'(2'), 5'-bisphosphate nucleotidase 2 (gene bpnt2). NCBI's taxonomy places the organism in Eukaryota, Metazoa, Chordata, Actinopteri, Pomacentridae. Gene Ontology annotation, cellular component: endomembrane system. The transcript is spliced from 8 exons. Gene Ontology annotation, biological process: phosphatidylinositol phosphate biosynthetic process. Bases 489 to 1523 code for a protein of 344 amino acids. The record is from RefSeq and is a predicted model, not a curated record. Gene Ontology annotation, molecular function: 3'-nucleotidase activity.
CAGCGUGAACCCGGAAGAGGAGCUCGCCGCGGUGACCUCCGAGUACGUUGGGAGGAAAAAUGACUGAACAGAGAUGUGAUUGUUCCGCUCUGCCGUCGAAACCAGCGAACACUUGGCUCGUUUCACCGAGUUAACAGCGACGAGAAGAAGCCGCCGAGGUGUCCGAGGAACGGAAUGUCGUUACGGACAGCAGCCACGGUCCACUAUUCGGUGAAUUUCGUCAGACGGACGUCGCAGGAUGCUAAACGGCUAGCGGACUGUUGAUUGUGUGUCCCAGGAUAAUUUGACUGCGUCGUUUAAACCUCUUUGUCGUGUGACAGUCGACGUGCUCGACUCAAACCUGACCGGCAGGUGUGAAGCAGGGAGGUUGGGAUUUUUACUGCUGCUCAGACAGCCACGUCAGCGAGCUAACAGCUCUCCGUCCUGGUGGACUGCGGACACUUUCUGCUCCAGGUUCGGUUCGUAUUUAACUCAAAACUCCAGCGGCCAUGGCUCCGAUGGGCAUCCGGCUGUCCCCGCUCGGUGUGGCGGUGUUCUGCCUCCUUGGAGUCGGCGUCAUCUACCACCUGUAUGCCGGGGUCAUCUCCAGCCGCCUGGCUGCUUUCAGACAGAGGAGGAAGGUGGAUCUGAGAGAGCUGCUGGCCGUCUCAAUAGAGGCUGCAGUCCUGGGUGGCAAGGAGGUAAAGAAGGUGCGUGAAGAAAACGGCCUGAACGAGAAGACAAAGGGAAAGACGAAGGAAGGAGCCAAAGAACUUCUAACUACGGGUGACCUGAAGUCUCACAGGAAGAUGUUUAACCUGCUGAAGAACACGUUCCCUGAAGUCAAGGUGUACAGCGAGGAGCACGACGACGUGGUGGAUCAGACGCUCGCCUGGAGCCGGAACAUUCCAGAAUAUGUACUGGAGAAAAUCAAGGGGAGGAAGGAAGUUAAUCCUGAGAGCAUCACCGUGUGGAUCGAUCCUCUGGAUGCGACACAAGAGUACACAGAGAACCUGGUGAAAUAUGUGACCACUAUGGUGUGUGUGGCUCUAGAAGGUAAACCAGUUAUCGGGGUCAUACAUCGGCCGUUCACUGGUUUCACUGCCUGGGCGUUUGUAGGUCAGGCAUCAAACAUGAAUUCCCGCUCAUCCUACAGCGCCACUCCGUCCAAAGUGAUCGUCUCGCGUUCACACUCCGGACAAGUUAAAAAUUACAUCCGUGAGGCUUUUGGAAACGGCACAGCGAUCACAGAAGCAGGUGGAGCAGGGUACAAGGUGCUGUCGCUGCUGGAGAUGCCUCCAAGUGAAGCCGGUUCCAUAGACCAGGCAGAUCUCUACGUCCACAUCACCUUCAUUAAGAAGUGGGACAUCUGCGCCGGUGCAGCUCUGCUGAACGCACAGGGAGGUCACAUGACCACUCUGAAGGGGGAGGACAUCGACUACAGUGAAACUGCUCUCAACACAGGAGGACUGGUGGCCAGCGUGGGAGUGGAUCAUAAGGCCAUCGUGAAAAAACUGCCAGACUACGACCCUGGAAAGCACUGAAACACACCAGCACAGAGCCAUUGGUAGUUGGGUCAGGUUGUGGUCUUGGGCGACACGUGGUGGAUCUAGAACUAAUAGCGGGCGGUGAACGGUCUGCGAGAUUUCAGCGUUGGACACCAAACAUCUACCACUGGAGUCACUGUUAGUCACUGAGCAGGACUGUGGAACCAACUGCUGUAAACUGGCACAAUGGCUCUGAACACUCACUCCUCUACAUGCGUACAUUCUUGCAGCUCAGAAAAACCGUACAUCUUCCUCUCCUCGGACUCUCACAAACAAACGCAAGCUCUAAUGUGAAACACUAAACCGAGGAGCACAAUGCUGAGCGCUACAGCGAAACCCACGGAGCCAUGUCAGCCUUCAUCGUCUUAAGUCUUCAUCAUGUGAUAUUCCAGUGAAUUCACAAGAAUAAGGAACACCGUGGAUCGCUUACAGAGACGGUAGAUUAACCAUCAGCAUGAAACAACCACCGAACAUGAUUUAAGACUGCGGAGAAACUCACUGGAACAAGAAGUCUCUGUUGUUGAACAGUACCUGAAAGGGUAUGGUGUUCCUGCAGCAUUACAGCACAACAACCCCAUGUCACACUGCAUCUGGAUCGAGAGGGAACAAUGUCCUCAGAAACAGCAGAAGAUCUUUUUGACAGUUUUUUAAAGCAGUCCCACCUUCAUGAAUAGAAAAGCGUGCACUAAACAAAACUCAAAGAACAAAUUUAUACACUACUGUUCAAACGUUUGGGGUCACUUAGAAAUGUCAAAAUAGUCUCUAUGACUAUUCUAGCUGGACAUUUUUAAUGGAAUAUCUCCAUAGGGGUACAGAGGAACAUUUCCAGCAACCAUCACUCCUGUGUUCUAAUGCUACAUUGUGUUAGCUAAUGGUGCUGAAAGGCUCAUUGAUGAUUAGAAAACCCUUGUGCAGUUAUGUUAGCACAUGGAUAAAAGUGGGAGUUUUCAUGGAAAACAAAACAUGAAAUUGACCCCAAACUUUUGAACGGUAAUGUAUCUAAAUCCUUUAUUAGGUAAUUUGUAGAGUAACUGCCAUAAACGUCAUUGUAAUACUGUCUAAAUUAGUCUAAUUCUAAUUUAUUUGUAGCUACAAGCAAAGUCCAGAAGGCCCAGAUCAGCAUUACUAAGGUACUAGUUUAUGUAAAAUCUCAUGCAGCUAAACAGGAGAACAACGCUGUUUGGUCACGCAUUAAGAAAAGAUUAUCUGUGAGAUUUCUGGAUGGUUAAACCUUUCUCUCAUGCUGUGACGGAUCGUUUUCCUCACCUCUAAUAAUAUAGCACAAUUUUAUCACAAGGUGUGCCUGCAGUGAAUAGAAGGAAUGCUGCAGGGUGGGAAGUGGAGCAGCAGCCUGAAUCCUGAGCAGAGGUUUAAUCAACUCUGGCUGACUAAACCUCUGCUCAGGAAUCAGGAUGCUGCUGCUUCAGCUUCCGCCCUGCAUUUAAAAUGUGAAGGGACAGGAAUUGUCUUUUCUUUUUAUUUUAUUUCCUCAGCAUCCUGUCAAUACAUAAGUCAUGAGUUAAACGCCUCUCCAGCCAGGUACUUCACACAACAUCACCUCCUCUCCAGCACUGAUGUGUUGCUCAGAUUUCUUAGUGAAUUAGUCUUGUUGAACCAGACUAGAAACAGGACAUUAGUGUGACCUCACCUCUGCUAAGAACCAUGUACAAAUGCCAGUCUCAUCCAGUAUGCACAGCCUCAUUCAGGACUUUAAAUCUAAUCAUCAGAAGAAAACUAAGUUUAUGUUAUUAAGAAUGACAAUAAGCUGAGAUGUGUGUCUGUUUUCCCCGUUUUCAGUCCAUUUCUGCUGCACUCCACGCACCCAGGUCAUCUUUUGUUGGAUACUGAACUCAGUGUCUUUGCAUGGUUUUGUAUUUUAAUUAUCCUUCGGUCGUCUAACUCUUCCCAUCCCAGCUUGAUGAACCUGUCUAACUACUGUAGAUCUUUGUGUACCGUCUGUAAUAUCUGUAUCGGUCUGUCUGAACCAAGAGUUCGGCGGCCAGUCAAGUUUACUUUUUGCUGUGAAUCGAUGGUAAAUCAUGAAAACACCUACAAAACAUGAACUCAUGCCGGCGACCCGUUUCAUGUUGGGUUUUGUCUCGGCGCCCUUUGUGUUGUUAACUUUGUUUAGAUAAAAGCUAAUGUUGUUAGCAUACGUUCUGCCACUGACUCAUGAGCCCAGACGGAUAAUAAUAACCGAGAGAAGCUGUUAGCAGGUUAAAGGCCCUGGAGAGAGUUUUAUUGACAGAAAACAGCAUUCAGUCAGACAGAGCUGUUAUCCUGGGAAUGCUAUCCGUUAGCCUGGGAAUGGUAGUGAUCAGCCUCCAGAUGCUAGGGACUAGCCUAAGAAAGCUGGUUGUAAGCUGUAGAAUUCCAGUUGUUAGCUGAAGAAGGCUAGGCUAACAACUAGCAUCGGUUAGGAUUUGUAGUUUCUAGGCUAGGAAUGGUAGUUUGUAGCCCAUGAACUUUGGUUGCUAGCACAGGAAUGUCAGUUAUGAAUCUGGGAGUGGUUGUGGUUAGCAUAAGGAUUCCAGUGACUGUUGUCCUAGGAAUGCUAUCAGUUAGCCUGGGAAUGGUUUUGACCAGCCUCCAGAUGCUAGGGACUAGCUGAAGAAUGCUGGUUGUAAGCUUUAGAAUUCCAGUUGCUAGCCAAGGAAUGCCAGUUGUAAGCUGAAGAAGGCUAGGCUAACAACAAACCUAGGCUAGGAAUGCUAGUUUGUAGGCCAUGAACUGUGGUUGCUAGCCUAGGAAUGCCAAUUGCUAGCACAGGAAUGCUAGUUGCUAAACAGGAAGUGUUAGUGACCCACCAAGGAAGGCUAGAUAUGAGUCUGGGAAUGGUUGUGGUUAGCAUAAGGAUUCCAGUCACUAACCUUGGAAUGCAGGUGUCAUCCUGAGGAGGUCGGACCUUCAUGAGCUAAUUUUUUUUUUCCUUUCAGUGCCUUUGAUCUGCUUUAUAAAUGGUUGUUGCUAUGGUGAUGAUGGUAAAUAUGUUAAGGGUAAUUCUGCAACAGAGAUGUGAUGGCAUUACAGUGCCCUCGCCCUUUUACUCAUCUGUUUGUAUCCUGUAUGAAACACAGUUGGACUAAGAAAUUAAAGGGGAAUCUCAACAAUUUUACACAUCAGUCUGUUCAGAGAUGUUGGGCUGUCAUAUUUUGUACGUUGAAAAUGUUUUGUGAAGCUCCUUGCGGGUUCAGAGGGAGACCUCUAAAUGUUUUAAGAUUCCCCACCCAAAUCUCCAUCCAAACUGGCGCUGGACCAGGUUUUGAUAAGGAUACCGUCCGAUUCAAUACUAAAUCAGUGGAGUACUUUUACUGUAGUGAGUAGGUGUGAAUCUAAAGGGAACAGAUUAUCUCUACAUGCCUCAAAACUAUUGUUUAAAGUGUAUUAAUUUGACAUUUUUAUGUCUUGAACAGAGUCACAGUGGAACCAAUAUGGCGACCUCAGUAAUUCAUACCAACCACUUCCUGUCAGAGUUUUUGAUAAGUUUAGAUCAGGGGUGUCAAACUCAUUUUAUUUCAGGUUCCACAUUCAGCCUGAUUUGAUCUCUAGUGGCCAAUAAAAUCAGAACAUAAUGACCGAUAAAUAACGACAACUCCAAAUUUUUCACUUUGUUUUAGUGCAAAAAAGUACAUUCUAACAAUGUUCUCAUUUAAUGAAUUGUCUUUUUACAAAACAUUAUGAACAAGCUGAGAUUUCUUAGAAAAAUAAGUGACAUUCCAACAAUAUUAAGCCUCAGUUUAUCGUUAGUGUAUCACUGCUUACAGACCAGUGUGUCAACAAAGGCACAAAACAUUUAGUCUGGAACUGCACAAUGUAGUAUUUUAUGACUUUAAAUUAUUUUAAAUUCCCAUUUAUGGUCCACAUCUGUGUAGUGAUCCUGAUGCACCAGACAAACUAAAGUGGGAACUACUAAGGAAAAGGUUCAGUUAUCCACCUGCCUUUUAAAUGCAGAAAAUUUAUACAAUAAAAAAACGCAUGGAAGUUGGCAGUGCUCCAAGAAAACAAACCAAGUAUUCAUUUUCACCUCUGUAAUCUCUACACUUUACAAAGUCGUCCUGCGGGCCCGAUUGGACCCACUGGCGGGUCUGUUUGGACACAUGGGCCACAUGUUUGACACCCCUGGUUGAGAUACAAUAAUCGGAGUGUAAAAUGUUGACAGAAUCUCGUUGAAGGUUUUCAUAGCGACAGUUACUGUAAAUUAUGUUGACCAGACUCCUCAAAUUCAUCAUUCAGCUGCAAGGCUUCAGCUGAAAAACAUUUGGAAAAAAAAGGGGGUAUUUUUCUACCAAUCUGAACUAAAUGUUCUGCAUGUUAUCUGACUUUUAGAGAACUCAUUAAAUCCCCAUCCAGACCUCUCAAGCAAGAAAAAGGUUUAAGGGAUUCUCAUGUUUAUCCCAAGAAUACAAAAUGUUUGAUUUAAGUUAGUAAGAAUGGAUGAAACUAAAGAGUUGCAUUUUGGAUCAGCUGAAAGUGGAAACAAAUGCUGCAGCUUCUGUGAAAGGUUUGAACACUGUGUCUGUCACAUUUUAAAUGUGGAGAGUUGUGAUGCUGUAAUGAUCUAAACGGAGAUAAAAAGCAGCUGUGUGGUUAAACUGAACCACUUGAUCUGCCUCUAACCAGCAUGUGAGGGCAAUAAGGACGGCGAUAUUAGAGAAACUAGUACCUGGACUCUAAAGAAACUACCUGUGUGCUUUAGGAUGGGUCAUGGAGGGGUGAUGUGCUUUGAAAAGGCUGAGGGCUGUUUUGAUGAUCGGGUCGGUGUACAGCUGCUCUGUGAGUCGUUCAUCCUGCUUCUGCUAUGAAUUUCCAAUAAAACAUCAGUGUGCAUGAUGGUUCA